Molecule: messenger RNA, 509 nt
Organism: Prorocentrum cordatum
Lineage: Eukaryota; Dinophyceae; Prorocentrales; Prorocentraceae
Source: the annotation of a GenBank genome assembly
AGAGCACACAGACACAAAUAAACGUCGAUUCGCAUGAACAUAUUGGAAAACAUUAGGAAGGGGUGGAGAGGACGAAAUCCCAGAAAAGAUUGAAACAUCUGGGGUACCCUAGGGUUUGUGUCUAUUUUGUGUGUGUCCCAUGGCCCCGUCAGGACUUCAGAAGCAAGAUGGGCCUAGGAUACGCCUUUGUGAACCUGCACGACAGCGAGCAGGUGCAGCUCUUGAUCCAGAAGUUCGACGGCAAGCGACAUUGGUCGCGCGCUUCUUCCGCGAAGGUCUGCCAAGCGACUCUGUCCCACAUGCAGGGCCUGGAGGCGAACAUCAACCGUUUCCGGAACAGCCCCAUCAUGAGCGACGAGGUCGAGGAGUGUUUCAAGCCGCUUUUCUUCGUCGGCGCGAAGCAGGUACCCUUCCCCGAGCCGACCAAGGAGGUGCCACCCGUCUUGCAUCGGCCCUCAGCCCCGAAAUGCUGGGAGGGAUCGGUGCAGCGGGCACCGCCGGCCGCCUGA